AUGGCUAUAGGGACUGUCAGAUGGGCGGUGGAUCAUAAGGGUGACACGGUGGUGAGCUGGAGAGGUACAAGUGGGAAACGCUACAGAGGAAGACCGCUUACGAGAUGGGCGGAUGAUUUUAGCAAACCGGCUAGCCCAAACUGGAACCAAACGGCCCAAGAUAGUGAAAAUUGGGCUGCGGAGGAGUUCUUGCAGAUUUAUUACUUAUACCAAUAG
Molecule: messenger RNA, 216 nt
Organism: Parnassius mnemosyne (clouded apollo)
Lineage: Eukaryota; Metazoa; Arthropoda; Insecta; Lepidoptera; Papilionidae
Source: the annotation of a GenBank genome assembly